Molecule: messenger RNA, 517 nt
Organism: Adelges cooleyi (spruce gall adelgid)
Lineage: Eukaryota; Metazoa; Arthropoda; Insecta; Hemiptera; Adelgidae
Exons: 4
Coding region: 83-478 (131 amino acids)
Biological process (GO): regulation of endocytosis
Cellular component (GO): endosome
Molecular function (GO): GTP binding; GTPase activity
Source: RefSeq, a predicted model, not a curated record
UUUGUUUAUUUGUUUUUUAGAAACAAAACUGGUCAUUUUUCUUUUGUUUGCUGCUAACAACAAUAAUUACAACAAUAUUAACAUGUCCAAUACUGGAAUUUCUGUGGGGAUAGUGGCAGUGGUGGGUGAUUAUGGUGUUGGAAAGACGUGUUUGUUGCAAAGGUUUGUAACAGGAAAAUACAGCGAAGAUCACCAAUGUACCAUAGGGCUAAAUUAUCAAAGUAAAGUCAUCGACGUCUGUGGUCGAAAAGUUAAAUUACAUUUUAUGGAUACAGGUGGAGAUGAAAAAUUUGAAUCAAUAAAUAUGAUCCAUGUUCGAAGAUCUGUGUGUGUAUUAUUAGUCUAUGAUGUUACUCGGGAAAAAUCAAUUAUCCGAAUAGACAAGUGGUUUAAAAAUAUUGAACAGGUUUGGACAAGGUGUGUAGGUAAUAAUGUUUCUUAUUUUUGUUGUUUAGACAGCACCAAGCGAUGUGAUUAAAAUUUUAGUCGGAUGCAAAUACGAUAAGGAUGUUGUAGA